This is a messenger RNA of Pyrus x bretschneideri (Chinese white pear), 1998 nucleotides long. RefSeq names its product protein DETOXIFICATION 46, chloroplastic. Gene Ontology annotation, molecular function: antiporter activity; xenobiotic transmembrane transporter activity. The record is from RefSeq and is a predicted model, not a curated record. Bases 31 to 1662 code for a protein of 543 amino acids. Gene Ontology annotation, biological process: transmembrane transport. The transcript is spliced from 14 exons. NCBI's taxonomy places the organism in Eukaryota, Viridiplantae, Streptophyta, Magnoliopsida, Rosales, Rosaceae. Gene Ontology annotation, cellular component: membrane.
CCACUUUCCCGGAAAGUUAAAAAAAAAAAAAUGCAAACCAAAACCCUGGUAGCCCACUCUCCUCCUCUCCUCCAAAACCCUACUCUUUUCUUCACAAACCCACCACAUUUCUAUUUCACCCCACGCUUUAACCACACACCACCUGGCCUCCCCAAACUCCACUUCUCCACCCCAUUACGCCGCCGUAACCGGUUCACAACCUCCUGCAUCGGCGACGGGCUUCUUAUCGGAGACAAUGGGAGCCAUGCUUCUCCAGUAUCUGAAGAAGUUGAAGUUGUGAAGGUUAAGAGAGAAGAAUUGGAGAGUAAGAGCACAUGGGAUCAGAUGAAGGAGAUUGCAGUGUUUACAGGACCUGCCACUGGUCUUUGGCUGUGUGGCCCACUUAUGAGUCUCAUUGACACAGUCGUCAUUGGUCAGGGAAGCUCUAUUGAGCUUGCUGCUUUGGGACCUGCAACUGUGAUGUGUGAUAGUCUGAGUUAUGUGUUCAUGUUCCUUUCUGUUGCAACUUCAAAUAUGGUUGCUACUGCCCUUGCUAAAGGGGAUAGAAAUGAAGCUCAACAUCACAUAUCUAUCUUGCUCUUUAUCGGAUUGACAUGUGGCUUCGCAAUGCUUAUAUUUACAAGAUUCUUCGGUUCAUGGGCAUUAACUGCUUUCAGUGGACCAAAGAACGCUCAUCUUAUUCCUGCAGCAAAUACAUAUGUUCAGAUACGAGGUUUGGCGUGGCCUGCAGUUCUUAUUGGUUUGAUUACUCAGAGUGCAAGUCUUGGCAUGAAAGAUUCAUGGGGUCCUUUGAAGGCCUUGGCGGUAGCCAGUGCUAUAAAUGGCAUUGGUGAUGUAGUCCUGUGCAGUUUUUUACGCUAUGGUAUUGCGGGUGCAGCAUGGGCAACAAUGGUGUCACAGGUUGUUGCAGGAUAUAUGAUGAUUCAAGCUUUGAACAAUAAAGGAUAUAAUGCAUAUGCCUUCUCUGUUCCCUCGCCCAAAGAACUUCUAAUAGUAUUUGAGCUUGCUGCUCCAGUGGUUUUAACAAUGAUGUCGAAGGUGGCUUUCUACACUCUCAUUGUAUACUUUGCAACAUCAAUGGGAACAAACAUCAUUGCUGCUCAUCAGGUCAUGAUUCAAACAUUCUUCAUCUGCACGGUGUGGGGUGAACCUCUCUCUCAAACUGCACAAUCAUUUAUGCCUGAGUUGAUAUAUGGAGUAAAGCGUAGUUUGCCUAAGGCUCGAAUGCUGCUCAAGUCACUUGUCGUUAUUGGAGCUCUACUUGGUUUGGUAUUAGGAAUAGUGGGAACAUCUGUUCCAUGGUUUUUUCCUGGUAUAUUUACACCCGACCAGAAGAUCAUACAGGAGAUGCAUAAAGUGCUGAUACCAUUUUUUUUGGCAUUGGCCGUGACACCGGCUAUUCUCGCAUUUGAAGGAACAUUGCUGGCCGGACGAGAUCUAAAAUUUAUUAGUCUGUCAAUGAGUGGAUGUUUUAGUUUAGGUGCACUUCUACUGCUGUUUGUUAGUAGUAGAGGAUGUGGUUUAGCAGGCUGUUGGUGGGCACUGGUAGGAUUUCAAUGGGCUCGGCUUUUUCUGUCUUUACAGCGCGCUACAUCCACCAACGGCAUACUUUACUCUGAAGAUACGAGCCGGUAUCAACAAGAAAAACUCAGAGCUGUUUAGGUCCAGAAUCAUAUAAAUGCAUGAGAUAAACGGUGAAAUCUUGGUGAAGGGUCAAAAUGCAGUGUUACCAUUUUAGGAGAUACGAAAUAGAGGUUGGCAGUUGACACUAGUUUUUUUGUCUGCAACAAGGCCGAAAGCACGAGCAAGUUGCAACCUCAUGAACAACUGAGCAAAUGGAGGCAAUGUUUGGCUUCAAGAAAGAAUUUCUGAGCAGCUAUGCUGGUUCCCUGUUUGAUCAAUGUUGUAAAACUCUGUGCAUUAUGUAUCUGUCCCAAAAACACGAACUCGUCUUCACCGCAGAAAAUUUCAGUGGAUACCUGUUGAAAAUUUGCAAAA